This is a messenger RNA of Sander lucioperca (pikeperch), 3562 nucleotides long. RefSeq names its product pantothenate kinase 2 (gene pank2). Gene Ontology annotation, biological process: coenzyme A biosynthetic process. The record is from RefSeq and is a predicted model, not a curated record. NCBI's taxonomy places the organism in Eukaryota, Metazoa, Chordata, Actinopteri, Perciformes, Percidae. Gene Ontology annotation, cellular component: nucleus; cytosol. Bases 200 to 1498 code for a protein of 432 amino acids. Gene Ontology annotation, molecular function: pantothenate kinase activity; ATP binding. The transcript is spliced from 7 exons.
GCCCACCUUUGUCUUGACAGCGUACAUAAAAAGGACAUGUACCCCUGCCGUUUACGACACUCAUCUACUUCGCUAGCUAGCUAGCUAAUUAGCUGGCGCAUACAGCCCAGCCUUGGACUUCAUUGUCUACAUACAUCUUUGAGGUUUAUUGGUUUUAUUUAUCAUAAACUGCAGUAUAUGGAGUGAAUUUGUCAUUUAAAUGGCGUUCAAUGGCCACCAAUGCGACGAUGAAAGUAUCGACGAAGACGAAACGCCCACGAAGCAGCCGCGGUCCAACAAGGAGAUGCCCGGUUGUUUCAUUAACGAGCCCAAGAAUGAGGCAGCUGCGUCCGCAGGAAGAGCCACAUCCGACCGGCGUACCUCCAACUCGACGGCGAGGCAACGGAGCGACUCGGUGAAGAAAACAAGGCCGCCAUUUCCCUGGUUUGGGAUGGACAUUGGAGGCACCCUGGUGAAGCUGGUGUACUUUGAGCCCAAAGACAUCACAGCAGAGGAGGAGCAGGAAGAGGUGGAGAACCUGAAGAGCAUCCGGCGCUACCUAACCUCCAACACCGCCUAUGGGAAAACGGGCAUCAGGGAUGUCCACCUGGAGCUGCAGGACCUGACUCUGUGCGGCAGGACAGGCAACCUGCACUUCAUCCGCUUCCCCACGCAUGACCUGCCGGCCUUCCUGCAGAUGGGCCGCAACAAGCACUUCUCCAGCCUUCACACCACCCUCUGCGCCACAGGAGGGGGGGCGUACAAGUUUGAGGCUGAUUUCCGCACGAUGGCAGACCUGCAGCUUCACAAGCUUGAUGAGCUGGACUGUUUGAUCCGGGGGGUGUUGUACAUCGACUCGGUGGUGUCCAGCGGACCCUCAGAGUGCUACUACUUUGAAAACCCCACUGACCCAGAUCGCUGCAUCCAGAGGCCAUAUACACUGGAGAACCCCUAUCCUCUGUUGCUGGUCAACAUAGGGUCUGGGGUCAGCAUCCUGGCCGUCUACUCUGAGAGUAACUACAAACGCGUUACAGGGACCAGCCUCGGUGGUGGGACCUUCCUGGGCCUGUGUUGCCUGCUGACUGGCUGCUCUACUUUCGAGGAAGCUCUAGAAAUGGCUUCUCAAGGGGAGAGCACCCGAGUGGACAAGCUGGUUCGGGACAUCUAUGGAGGAGACUAUGAGAGGUUUGGACUGCCAGGCUGGGCUGUAGCCUCAAGUUUUGGCAACAUGAUGUCCAAAGACAAGAGGGAGUCGGUGUCCAAAGAGGACCUGGCCAGGGCAACACUGGUCACCAUCACCAACAACAUCGGCUCCAUCACCAGGAUGUGUGCUCUCAACGAGAACAUAGAGAGAGUGGUGUUUGUGGGUAACUUCCUGAGAGUGAACACACUCUCUAUGAAGCUGCUGGCCUACGCCAUGGACUACUGGUCUAAAGGACAGCUCAAGGCACUCUUCCUACAGCAUGAGGGUUACUUCGGAGCGGUUGGAGCGCUGUUGGAGCUCCUGCAUCCGUCCUAAUCUGUCUGAACUACAUUCAAAGAAGUUCUCGUCAAUCUGCUGCAAAGACCAUUAGCACUUUAGACUGUCCAUAAUUAAUUCCACAAAGGGAUGUUAUGCCAGCCACCAGCCAGUUACUGGUAAAUUUUGGUUGUGGCAGGAACAUUGUUAAACAUUUGGAGGUCCUAUUAUGUUCUCAGAAAUCAAGCUGGUUUGAAAAAUGGUGAAAGUAGCUACUAAAUUGUCAUUCACAUCUGCUGUUGUGGGCAGCAGAUAUGCGCCCGUUUCCUUCCCUGACCAAAGUGUUAUGCAGCAAUGUUGGAAAAAGUAAUUGUUUGCAGGAACCCGCCAGGUUUGGUCUGAAAACAUCUUAACACUACUUGGGUAGCAGGUGGAUGGGAGUUUGUGUAGUGUAUGAGCUUAUAUGAUGGGUGGUACAACUUAAAAAUAAUCACAGGAAAGAUUUGACUAGAAAAGCAUCAUUCAUCAUUGUUUAUUUCCUGAAUAUGUUGAUUGAUUAUUAGUGUAUAAAAUGUCUGAUAAUAGCUAAAAAAAAAAAAGAAAUGCCUGACUUAAGAUUCCGGAACCAAAGAUGACUUCUUUCAAAUGCAUGUUUUGUGAUUCUAAACCCAAAGAUAUUCAGUUUAAUAUCAUAUAAGACAAAUAAAUGCAAACAAUCCUCAUAUUUCAGAAGCUAGAAGCAGUAAAAAGGAUGCAAUUAUCAUGUUGCAGAUAGAUUUUCUGUCUAUCAAUCCACUAAUGCUUUCAACUGUACACACCUGCAGUUCUAAAUAACAUCUUGUGAAAGUCAUAGGAUGAUAUCUUGAGAGUUGAGAUGAUUUAACUCCCAAAUAAAAAGGAACCAAUUUAGCUGUUGAACAUAUUGUCGUGAUAGUACUCCCACCCAUCUGAUACUCUUAGUAAACUGGAACCCCACCCCCACUGAAAAGCAUUUAAACCACGUAUUAUUAGUGUUGUAUCAUCCUUGAGCAUUUACUUCUCACUAAUUGAAUGUCAAAUGCUUGUAUGAUUGAAACAAGCAGGUUUCCCUCACUGGAUGAUGACUCCCAUUUAAACUUGCAUUUCAGUCUUUCUUAAUUGACACCAUAAUUGUUAAAAAUGCACCAAAAGUCACCAUUAUUAUUUUUUUUAAUGGAAACAUUCACUGUUACUGUUCUAGAGGUCUUAAUGUUUGUAAAGUUUAUGAACCCAAUUGUUUACUCCAAGCUGUGUUUUUGCAACACUGCUGGUAUUGGAAAAUCUGUACAAUCAGUUCUGGGGUUAGUGAGACUGGACUGUAUAGUAUGAUUGAUAAAUUCAGGUCCCUUUCUAACCCCAAACCUCUGCCCUGCUGAAGUGCCCUUGAGCCACUGCAACCCUCUCCUUGUAGAGGAAAAUCAGAGCAAGUGAAAAGAUAGAUAUUGAUAAAUAUGAUAUAAUAUAUAGUAUAUAUAAUAUUAAGGUAAAAUUAGGGCAUUAUAUUCCCCAGAUUCACUAAAAAAACGUAUUUAAAUGCAUAAACGUUAUGCAUCCCUCCAAUGGAGGUUUAAGGUCCUGCGACCCCAAACUAUUUCUGUCUGUACUUAAAUAUUAAUGUUUUGAGUUCAAUGUACGUUUUGGUCAGGCUUCCUGACGCUCGUGUUUCUAGAGGCAUUUAGCAAGGUAGAACUUGAAAUAUUUUCAACCAUGUGUCUCUGAUGUGUGUUUGAUGAGUUAUUUGUCCUAUCAUUUCAUUUAAUGGUCAUCCGUCCCAUUUUAAUGUCAUCUGUUAGUCCAGUAAUCGGUCCGUCAGUGGAUUACAGGGACCAUUAUAAAUCAGCUACCCAAUGAAGAGAUCUGACUCCCAAAACAGUUGUAAAUUUAGUGCACACAGUUUUUUUUCAGCUGUCAGUUACUUGAUAUAAUGUAUCAAAGUUCUAUAUACAGUAAGUUGAUUUAAAAAAAAAAGUGCCUGUCAUGUUUUUGUAUAGAAUACAAUAAUGUGCUCAGCAAUGUGAAUUAAAAUGAGGCAAAACGUGUCUAAUUCCAUAGGUUUCCUCUUUUGUUUGCUUGUCACGUUACAUUUCAAUAAAAAUUACUUUUUUU